CAGAUUCCUGAUUUUGUAUUCCCCAUGUCAGUCAUGAAGCUGUGUGCGAUCCUAUUCGUCGUCGUUGGUAUCGUUGCUGGGGCUCAUGCCCUGUUCCUGCUACGCCAUGGAACCUGUGCAAAUCGUUGCUUCACCCCCAACGACUACACCUUCAGCUGUCAGUGCGACGCUGACUGCGAGACCAUCGGCAACUGCUGCGGGGACUUCUGGACCAGAUGCAGAGGUUCUGAGUAUGGUCUCGUGGUAACGCCCAAAGAAUUGGUCACCUUUGCCCAGAGUAUCUGGGACAACGAUGUGAACCGGGUGGACGGAUCCUUGUACACCCUCAACUACCAGGGUAUGACCACGGGCAAAGAGACGGGUGAUGGCGCAACCGGCAAGCUGAUCACUCCAGCGGACAAUCAACUUGACGUUCUCCUGACUGACCACAACACCACCUACCCUACAUUCAUACACCUGUUAGACAACUAUGCAGCGAACGUGCAUCACGCGGAACACCGCCCAAACCACGAGAUUCAGGAGGAGAAUAAGUUCUGGGACGCCAUCUCUAAAACAAAGGUCAUGCAGCUCACCUUUAGGUUCCUGGUAGAUAAUGGUUUUAUGAAGAGUGACAUGAAGGCCUUCCGUACAAUCAUCAACGAAAUGUGGUUCGAACUUUAUCCAGUACAAAACCACGCCUCCGCACUGUCCGAUAGCGGAUUCGAACACAUUAUGGUUGGUGAGACGUUAACACACAAAACAAGCAAUACAACGGUCCGGGGAUUCCACAACUGGGUACAGUUCUACCAGGAGGAGAAGGCUGGAAAGCUGGACUAUGAUGGAUUUAUCAAGUAUGCCCAGAACCCCGAUAUCGUAGACGUCCGCUUUAACUGGAAGAACGGUAUCGCCAAAAGCAGUUCUUUCUUCGUUGGAACUAGUCCUGAGUUCGACAUGGCUCUCUACACAGUUUGUGCACUUGUUCACCCAAACAAAAAUUGUCCCGUCACCAUAAACGGCAAACACUUCGGCAUUCUGACAACAACAGCACGACACCAGCAAAUUCAACAACUGACAUCAGUAAAGCCAAACUUCAAAGGCACCAACUCCACUGCAAGCACAUAAUAAAACAUUCAGUCAUUAAAAUAUUGUUUGUCUUU
Molecule: messenger RNA, 1136 nt
Organism: Haliotis rufescens (red abalone)
Lineage: Eukaryota; Metazoa; Mollusca; Gastropoda; Lepetellida; Haliotidae
Product: uridylate-specific endoribonuclease B-like
Exons: 6
Coding region: 25-1101 (358 amino acids)
Molecular function (GO): RNA endonuclease activity
Source: RefSeq, a predicted model, not a curated record